AAUCCUUUCCUUUCUCGAACAGCCGGCCAUUUCUCCUCUCGUUCUCCUAGUUUUUCUGUACACAACUUCAGACCCUGAAAGCCUCCAAAGAAGGGGGAUGGUGAAAAUGAUGAGGGAGAAAAUCAAGAUCAAGAAGAUUGACUACCUGCCAGCAAGGCAGGUGACAUUCUCAAAGAGGAGAAGAGGGAUCUUCAAGAAAGCUGCAGAGCUAUCUGUUCUGUGUGAAUCUGAGGUGGCAGUUGUCAUCUUUUCUGCUACUGGCAAGCUUUUUGAUUAUUCAAGCUCAAGUAUCAAGGAUGUUAUUGAAAGGUACAAAGCGCGCACAAAUGGUGUCGAAAAAUCGGAUGAACAGUCUCUUGAGCUGCAGCUGGAGAAUGAAAACCGCAUCAAACUCAGUACGGAACUCGAGGUGAAGAACCGCCAGCUGAGGCGGAUGAAAGGUGAGGAUCUUGAAGAGCUGGAUCUGGAUGAGUUGCUGAAGUUGGAACAACUGGUGGAAGCAACCCUUGUCCGUGUGAUGGAAACUAAGGAAGAACUGAUUAUGAGUGAUAUUGUGGCACUUGAGAAAAAGGGAACUGAGCUGGUAGAAGGCAACAAUCAGAUGGUGAUGUUAAGGGACAGGAUGGUGAUGUUAUCCAAAAGAAGUACCGGACCUGCGCUUAUGGAGCCAUCUGACUCUGCUACCUCCACCAGCUGCAACAGUGCUCUGAGUCUUUCUCUUGAAGAUGAAUGCUCCGACGACGCCAUUUUAUCUCUCAAACUGGGGCGUUCCUAAUUUCCUUGGUUAAGAAGUGAAGAAAGAUGAAAGUUUACUCUCCUUAUAGCUAAAUAAAGAAAGUUGUGGUAUUGUGAGAUAUCGGUGCUUGUGUGUUUUAAUUUGAUACCAGAUUGAAAAAUAUUGAAGGGAGAGUAACUUUGUGAUGUAUCAAAACAUGUGUAUUACAUGCAACCUGUGACAUAUUGCUCUGACUUUGUAUUGUAUUUAGAACUCUGUAUCAGUGCAGCCUGCAUGGAGACACUUGUUAA
This is a messenger RNA of Prunus mume (Japanese apricot), 1026 nucleotides long. RefSeq names its product MADS-box protein AGL24-like. Gene Ontology annotation, biological process: regulation of DNA-templated transcription. Gene Ontology annotation, cellular component: nucleus. Gene Ontology annotation, molecular function: DNA binding; protein dimerization activity; DNA-binding transcription factor activity. Lineage: Eukaryota; Viridiplantae; Streptophyta; Magnoliopsida; Rosales; Rosaceae. The record is from RefSeq and is a predicted model, not a curated record.